CUCUGUUUUCUGAUUUGUUUUGGUCGUAAAAUAUUUAUGCCACAAAUCAUUUAUCAAUCAACACUCAAAAACAUUUGCUGGGCUGUCCAUGUUUGCUGGUAAAGACUGUUGAAAAAAAUUGGAUUAAUCAUGGUUUACUUUUUCUCUGUAUCACGUAAAGAAAACGUGGAAGAUUAUUUUGAUAUUGGACAGGAGGUUGGAAGGGGUGCAACAUCUGUAGUAAAAAUUGUAACACAAAAAGGAACAAAGGACAGGUUUGCAAUGAAGCAAAUGAAGAAAAACGUUGAUAAAAAAAUUAUACGUACGGAAAUAGGAAUACUUCUUAGGUUACGACAUCCCAAUAUUAUUAGGCUAAAGGAGAUUUUUGAGUCAGAAACACAUUUAUUUCUUGUGCUAGAGCUUGUCACAGGUGGUGAACUAUUUGACAGAAUUGUGGAGAAAGGUUUUUAUAGUGAACAAGAUGCAGCACUCUGUGUGAAGCAACUCUGUGAAGCUGUAGGGUAUCUCCAUGACAAUGAUAUCGUACAUCGUGAUUUGAAGCCAGAAAACUUGUUAUAUGCUAAUGAAAGCAAAGAUUCUCCACUAAAACUAGCAGAUUUCGGAUUGUCGAAAAUGUUAACAACGAGUUCUACAAUGCAGACAGUGUGCGGUACACCUGGAUAUUGUGCACCGGAAGUUCUUCUGGGUAAAGAGUAUGGACCAGCUGUUGAUAUGUGGGCAGUGGGUGUUAUUGCUUAUAUAAUGUUGUGUGGUUUUGAACCAUUCUAUGACGAUCGUGGUGAUCAAGCCAUGUUCCAGAAAAUUUUAAAAUGUGAUUUUGAAUUUGUGUCGCCUUGGUGGGACGAGGUGUCCUUAAAUGCAAAGGACUUAGUCAGCAAGCUAAUUGUUGCAGAUCCUAAAAAGAGAUUGACAGCCAAGCAAGCCCUAGAACACCCUUGGGUUCAGGGAAAAGGUGCUAACAUCAAGCAUAUGGAGAAGACGCAGACGAAAUUAAAGGAAUUUAAUGCGAAGCGAAAGAUUAAAGCUGGCGCGCAUGUGGUUAUCGCAGCUACUGACUUGUUGAGGAAGAUCAAGUUAAAUAAAUAAAGUAAACAUUCAAAAAUGACAUGUAAAUUAUUGCAAAACAUAUGAAGUUGUAUUUAAAGAGGAUCAUGGGUUUUUAUUCAUGUUAAAGACUCUUUUCACAUUCUUUUUUACGUCGAUUUAUUUGAGCAGAAGUUAAAAAAGGCUGAAUUUUGAAGACGUUUGUGUACUUUACAUCUCUAUAAUAAUAGCCGUCGUCUGUCUGUUUGCCUGUCUAUUACGGAAAUACAAAAUGCGAUGUAUAAAAGACUGGCGUCCCCGUGGAUUUAUCGACGGGUUGACGACUAGUAGCAUAAAAAAGUUAUCUUUGGGGGUAGUCAUUGUAUAUAAUACACCAUUUUACAAAGUUACACAUGAAAAUAUGAUUUAAUUGUAAUAAUAUAUAGAAGUUAUUGUGGUUAUUUUUGCUGGAUUAUGUAAACAUCUUUUCUUUAACUUUUUAGAAAAGUUUUCUUCUACUUUAACUUUUUAUUCAUUUAUUCAUUUUAUUUAAAUUUUAUAUUUCUACCACACAACUUCGUUCCCAGGGCAUCUUGUAUCUUUUAAAAAGAUACAAUAUACCAUGGGAUCGAGGUUGUCUACCACAGAAGCAUUUAGUGAUUUUGCACUCACAAAACACGUUGUAUUCUAUUUUAUAUAUAAAUACAGGCGAAGUUGUGAA
Hydractinia symbiolongicarpus is the source of this 1744-nucleotide messenger RNA. RefSeq names its product calcium/calmodulin-dependent protein kinase type IV-like. Gene Ontology annotation, molecular function: calcium/calmodulin-dependent protein kinase activity; ATP binding; calmodulin binding. The record is from RefSeq and is a predicted model, not a curated record. The transcript is spliced from 11 exons. Bases 130 to 1086 code for a protein of 318 amino acids. Gene Ontology annotation, biological process: protein phosphorylation. NCBI's taxonomy places the organism in Eukaryota, Metazoa, Cnidaria, Hydrozoa, Anthoathecata, Hydractiniidae.